AUGACGCGCAAGAUUUUUGCUAUCAAAGUCGGUGUGAUCACGAGGGACUCUCGGGACCAUAUGGCAAUUGAGAAGCGGGGAACAAAGAACCAACCCGUCAUGAAUGAACAAGAUCUUGAGGAGUUGAACCGCGAAACCGGAAUCUCUACAGAGACAAGAACACAAUUGUCUGAGAACGAGACAAAGAUCAGAAAUUCCGAGCAUAUGGGAGAGCCAAAGGCAUGUUGA
Molecule: messenger RNA, 228 nt
Organism: Penicillium diatomitis
Lineage: Eukaryota; Fungi; Ascomycota; Eurotiomycetes; Eurotiales; Aspergillaceae
Exons: 1
Coding region: 1-228 (75 amino acids)
Source: RefSeq, a predicted model, not a curated record